Eremothecium gossypii ATCC 10895 is the source of this 1254-nucleotide messenger RNA. Its product is annotated as AAL026Wp. NCBI's taxonomy places the organism in Eukaryota, Fungi, Ascomycota, Saccharomycetes, Saccharomycetales, Saccharomycetaceae. The transcript has a single exon. The record is from RefSeq and is marked provisional. The coding region runs from base 1 to 1254 and encodes 417 amino acids.
AUGGUACAGCGCGGGCGUGGAGGCAGGGACGCCGCAGUGGGUGCCGCUCAUGGGCAUGGGCAUAUGCGGCAGUUGUACGAGUUGGUUUACAACGGGGGGGCGGUGGGGACGGUGACGUUGCGGCCGGACCUGCCGCGGCACGGGACGCUUGACCCGAGCAAUGUUGUGUGCACGCUAGUGGAGCUGUACCACUCGAUUCCGGGCGACAUCCCGCUGAUUAAGACGCAUUCGAUCGCAGGGUGGGUGUUUCUGAACGAGGUGGAGCCCGGGAACCUGAUUGUGUGGGGCAAGAGCGACAUGCGCGUGGUGGUGGACCCGAUGGAGAUGAGCGCGCAGCAAGAGCAGGCCGCGCUCCUCGGGGGCGUUGGGUACGGCCAUUGGUCGGAGCUCGAGGACGUGGCGGCAGCGGCGGCGGCAGCGGCGGCGGCGGCAGCUGGUGCGAGCGCGCAUGCCCACGCUGGGGCGGGCUCGCACGUGGGAACAGCGGUGGGGGGACCGGGUACGGGUCCUCUUGCGCACAAUGCACAUGCUCAUCAACACACACACCAACACGCGCAUCACCAUGCGCACCAGCAUCGACAUAGUGGUAUGGUAAACCUUACCCGCUUUAAUUCUGCACCCCCGGGCAUCAUGGAGUUCCAAACGCCGGAACAGGUAAAAGACUACAUACAGAGGAUCUACGCCUUUCAGGAGCGCAUCGGCAUUGUGUGCCUGAAAACAAAGGACUACAAGAGCAAGGUGACGCGGAUCGACUUUGGAUGCGAGUUCUAUGGCACGCGGGCAGGCAAGACAGCGGCGCCGAACGACAUAUCGCCGGGCGGAGCCGCCAACGGAGAUUCUGACGAGCACCGCACUAGAUCCACGCACCACCUGGGUAGCGGCACCAAACGCUGCCCGUUCUUCAUCAGGUACCGCUACCAAUCGGCCAAAGAUAAUUACUAUCUGGACGAGGCUUGCUCGAACUUGGACCACGACCAUGACCGCGUCGAUGUGUGGAACUACAACACCAACAAGCGUCUGCUCAUAAAGGAAUACAAAAGACAGCUAAUCCAAUUAAUGUCCUCGAGCGACAAUGUCUCAUCGGGCGAUGUGAUUCGUUUGCUGGUAUCUGAGGCCAGCAAGGACGACCUCUAUAAGGGUUACUUCUCGAAUAACACCAGGAAAAAGGAUUUCGCUAAAGCAAUGAGGAAAAACUGCGAGUACUUUCGCAGGUCUUAUUUGGACAAACGGAGUUUUGACGGGCAGGUAACAUGA